Oncorhynchus gorbuscha (pink salmon) is the source of this 2190-nucleotide messenger RNA. RefSeq names its product CB1 cannabinoid receptor-interacting protein 1-like. The coding region runs from base 456 to 938 and encodes 160 amino acids. Gene Ontology annotation, cellular component: plasma membrane. Lineage: Eukaryota; Metazoa; Chordata; Actinopteri; Salmoniformes; Salmonidae. The transcript has 3 exons. Gene Ontology annotation, molecular function: type 1 cannabinoid receptor binding. Gene Ontology annotation, biological process: negative regulation of signaling receptor activity. The record is from RefSeq and is a predicted model, not a curated record.
CUAUGAUUUGACAAUUUGAGACGCUUUGUUUCCCUCUAUAAUCUCCCGCUCUCUUCGUACACUGCGUGCAAAUUUCAACUGUCUUUUAAAAAUCAAUAGGCCUAUUUGAAUCAUUUAUUUAUCAAAUUACAAAAUGCAGGUUUAUUAUUUCUCUACCGGGCCAAGUUGUUUACCGGGCCAAAUUGUUUUAGUCUUGAUCUCCUUUAGAUUACGCGUAUAGGAGGAUUAUGUGUGUGUGUAUGGGAUUAUUCACGAGGACAGUGGAAAUUACUUUAGGCUCUGCCUCCAGCGAUGAGUUUUUACAUUUUAAACCUGUGCGUUCACGACACAACAAUAUUCUACAUCGAUAGUUCUGUUGGAAAUCCGGAGUGGCCACCGUUUCACACCUGCGCCCCUCUUGUCAACUCAGGUAGGAUUGGAUUUGAGCGCAACCUCAUCCCUCAACUUCAAGAAGAAUGGCUCUCGAACUCGUCAAAAUCGGAAUAUCGUUGAAAAUGCUACCAAAUAACAGUGACGUGUUCUUCAAAUCGGACGGAGCGAGAUUUGGCCAAACCAGGACGAUUAAAUUGCUAACUGGGUCAAAGUACAACAUUGAAGUGGUUGUCAAACCUGGGGAUGUGGAGGCAACCACCAUGAGUGUAGGUGGAGUCCAAUUCCCCUUGGAGCAACGGUCUAGAGACCCCCAGUGUGUGGUCUACACCGGCGUCUACGACACAGAGGGCGUGACACACACCAAGAGCGGAGACAGACAAGCUGUACAGAUCAGCAUACAGUUCCCAGAGGUGGGCUCUUUUGAAGUGGUGUGGCAGGUGAAGUACUACAACUACAACAAGAGGGACCACUGCCAGGGAGGCAACAGUUUCAACAGCAUCGAGUACGAGUGCAAGCCCAACGAUACGCGCAGCCUGAUGUGGGUCAACAAGGAGCUGUUUAUCUGAUGGUACCAACCAAAGCCUACACAGGCAGCAUCAGGGUUGUGUUCAUUAGGCACAAAAAAAACGGAAGAUAACAGUGAAACUGUUACUACCUGUAAUUAAUAUAUAUAAUAAUAAUAUAAUAAUAUAUGCCAUUUAGCAGACGCUUUUAUCCAAAACGACACAGUCAUGUGUGCAUACAUUCUACGUAUGGGUGGUCCCGGGAAUCGAACCCACUACCCUGGCGUUACAAGCGCCAUGCUCUACCAACUGAGCUACAGAAGGACCAAUUAGCCAGCAGAAAUGCCUGUUUUUUUAAAUUUCCGUUGCAAAAUGUUUUCCUACGGUGUGCCCUAACGAACACGACCCAGAUGAACAUGAAAUGAAAGCUGAAUGACGAUCAGCUGCUGGGUAGUGAUAGACAGUGUGUAUCAGAUCCAGAGUGGAACCCCUCAUAGCAUGACAAUGCUGCUGUUAAAUAACUAAAGAUGUUUCAUUUGCUGUAUGUUGGCGUGUGUUAUAGCUAUACGUAUUAAUGUUAGGUGUGUGUGUGUGUGUGUGUGUGUGUGUGUGUGUGUGUGUGUGUGUGUGUGUGUGUGUGUGUGUGUGUGUGUGUGUGUGUGUGUGUGUGUGUGUGUGUAUCUAUGCAUAUAUAAGAAUGCUGUAUGUUAAUAUGUACUCUGUAUGUGAAUGUUUACAGUUAGAAGAUUUUACAAAAUAUUUGGACUAAUCCAUACAUUUUUCUUGUUUUAUAGUUAUGCUGAUUUUGACCAAUCAGAAUGUCAUAUAUUUGACCAAUCAGAAUGUCAUAUUUCUGACCAAUCAGAAUGUCAUAUUUCUGACCAAUCAGAAUGUCAUAUUUCUGACCAAUCAGAAUGUCAUAUUUCUGACCAAUCAGAAUGUCAUAUUUAUGACCAAUCAGAAUGUCAUAUUUAUGACUAAUCAGAAUGUCAUAUUUCUGACCAAUCAGAAUGUCAUAUUUCUGACCAAUCAGAAUGUCAUAUUUCUGCUGCUCCUUCUGCUCAUGUUUCUUAUUUAAUUAAUAUUUUAGAGAGGUAAAUAUGCUAAAGGAUAAUUAUUAUUAGUUGGGGAAAACUGUCAUUAACUGUGAGAUGUGUAGUGAAAAAGCAGCAACAUGUAAAUGAUCAGAGCAUUGUGAAGUGUACUUAUGAACUUUAAAACAUUGUGAAUACUGGAUGUGUUUAAAAAAACAUGUAUGGUAGAUUUAACCAUUUUGUGAAGGUAUUUGAAUAGUAAAUAUGUUUGGGAUGACCAA